UGUGAUGCUCUAACAUGGCAACGUGGCCACAAUGGCGCGGCCUGGUUGCAGCCUCGACACCUCGUAGCAUCGCGAAAUGACGGACGCGUAGCGUCCAAAGAGUUCAGAGUGGCAGAAGUCUGUGCAACGCGACUCAAACAUCGCCGCACUGCAGUUUUCUCUCAUGAACAAAAUCGUUUUUCCAUCGUGAAAGCUGCGUUACGAUUGUGAUAGACCGUAACUCGCCGCACUCAGCAUUGCGUCCAUCUACAUGCCGUAUUUCUGCUGAUCCCCAGAGAAUUAUCCAUUGUUUCAGUUAAACAGCGCCCAAUCGUGCUCCGAAACAAAGGCCUAGGAACAGAAGCUUAUCGUAAAUCAAAAUGACAAAAAUCCGAAGAAUCUGCUGUAUCGGAGCCGGUUACGUGGGUGGCCCUACGUGCAGCGUUAUUGCAUUGAAAUGUCCGGAAAUUCAAGUGACUGUCGUUGAUAAGAGCAAGGAGAGAAUAGCGCAGUGGAAUUCACAAAAGUUGCCGAUAUACGAACCGGGCUUGGACGAAGUGGUACGAAAAUGUCGUGGGAAAAAUUUGUUUUUCUCCACCGAUAUUGAGACAGCGAUCAAGGAGGCCGAUCUGAUAUUUAUUUCGGUGAACACGCCGACGAAGACCUUUGGCAACGGCAAGGGAAGAGCAGCGGACUUGAAAUACGUGGAAAGCGCUGCCAGAAUGAUCGCGGAAGUUGCAACUGGAGAUAAGAUUGUGGUAGAAAAAAGUACCGUACCGGUAAGAGCGGCCGAGAGUAUCAUGAACAUCCUUCGUGCUAAUCACAAGCCGGGUGUCUCCUAUCAGAUUCUUUCAAAUCCGGAAUUUCUGGCUGAAGGAACCGCUAUAGAAGAUCUGGUCAACGCAGAUCGAGUGUUGAUUGGCGGAGAGUCUUCGCCAGAAGGACAGGCAGCUAUCGAAGAACUUUGUAAAGUUUACGAACAUUGGAUUCCAAGAGAAAAUAUUUUAACAACUAAUACAUGGAGCUCAGAACUGUCGAAGCUAGCUGCAAACGCUUUCCUCGCUCAGCGCAUCUCCAGUGUAAAUUCGUUAUCAGCAGUGUGUGAAGCUACGGGUGCCGACGUAUCCGAAGUCGCACGAGCAAUCGGGCUUGAUUCUCGAAUCGGUUCAAAAUUUCUUCAUGCGUCGGUCGGUUUUGGAGGUUCCUGCUUCCAAAAAGACAUUCUAAAUUUAGUAUAUAUUUGCGAAUGCUUAAAUCUGCCCGAAGUGGCGGCAUAUUGGCAACAGGUGAUUGAUAUGAACGAAUAUCAGAAGUCAAGAUUUUCUGCGAAAGUUAUAGAAUCUCUCUUUAACACUGUGACGGACAAGAGGAUUGCCAUGCUGGGUUUUGCCUUCAAGAAAAAUACAGGAGAUACGCGUGAAUCACCAGCAAUUCACGUCGCCAAGACGUUGUUGGAUGAAGGCGCUGUUCUUCACAUUUAUGAUCCCAAGGUUGAAGAAACUCAAAUCAUUCAAGACUUAACUCAUCCAAACAUAACGAGCAAUCCUGAAAAUAUAAAAAGUCGAAUCAGUAUUUAUAAAGAUGCUUAUAGCGCAACGAAGAAUACACACGCGAUAGUUUUAUGUACAGAAUGGGACGAGUUUAUCGAACUGGAUUACACUCAGAUUUAUGCAGAUAUGAUGAAACCAGCGUAUAUUUUCGACGGAAGGAAGAUUUUGAAUCACGAUCGGUUACAAAGGAUCGGUUUUGUUGUUCAAACUAUCGGUAAAAAACUCACGAGAUCCGCAAUUUCGAGAGCGUGGGGUAGUCAGACACAAGUUUAAGAAAAAACGGACCAAACUAUAAGCAAUACCUCCAAUUUAAGAAAAAACAUCAACAAUUAUUGCAAUUUUUGUUGAGUUAAUCCAAUCAUAUUGAUGCAUUUGUAAAACGUAGAAAUUAAAUUUUACUAUUUUAACUGUUUUUAAUUUUAAUUUGAUUCAGAUCACAUGUGAUGUACGCGGUAUCGCCUAAAAAGAAAUAUUAUGAAAUCUUUUGAGUUCUCGUAUCGUAUUAUCUAUUUAGAUAUCAAUUUCAACAAAACUAAAUCAAAUGCAUCAAAUAAAGAGUACGUAUGCACUGUCAAAUCGCAGUAAAAUACUGAUAAAUUUGAAGUGCUAUGAAUUUACAUAGAUUUUAUUUGUUUCUUUUUAUUACAAUUAUUUUAACAAUUUUAAUGGCAUUUUA
This is a messenger RNA of Temnothorax curvispinosus, 2205 nucleotides long. RefSeq names its product UDP-glucose 6-dehydrogenase (gene sgl). Gene Ontology annotation, cellular component: cytosol; nucleus. The transcript has 7 exons. Gene Ontology annotation, molecular function: NAD binding; UDP-glucose 6-dehydrogenase activity. Bases 360 to 1802 code for a protein of 480 amino acids. The record is from RefSeq and is a predicted model, not a curated record. Lineage: Eukaryota; Metazoa; Arthropoda; Insecta; Hymenoptera; Formicidae. Gene Ontology annotation, biological process: glycosaminoglycan biosynthetic process.